GAUGUCGUCCUUGAUCAACAAAGCGCGCUCUGCUCGUGAUGUGACCGCUACGAAGAACAGCGCUCUAAUGAGGGAUUAACAGGGCGUGUACGAAUCUUUAACUCUGCGGUUGUGCUCCAAUAUAUAGCUUCGACGUUUCGGGUUGCACAGCAAACGAAAUUGGAAAAUUAUAUCACUAGAUAAAAAAAUAAGCACUUUUCCCGCCACUAUCAAGGUCACGAGAGGCCACGAUUACGAAACAGUGGAAUUUGUAUGUGCCAGAGUCCAAACUUUUUGGCGUCUCGGUAGUCGGGAUGUUAGUUCCUAAUCAUCUCUAGAGCGAAGAAGUGUAUGUAGGCCUUUUUUCUUGACGGCGAAAUAUUUCACCAUGGCAGAAACAACAGUGGCUGGCCAUGUGCUGGGAGCCCUGCUAAUAGAAGGCAAGACCAAGAAGGUCUGGGACCUGCCCCUGGAACCAGGACUGGUGCUGAUCGAGAGCAAGGAUCGCAUCACGGCCGGAGACGGCGUCAAGGCUCACGAGUUGGAAGGAAAAGCUGCCAUCUCCACCCGAACAACUGCCAAAGUCUUUCAACUUCUUAGUUCUGUCGGUGUGAAAACUUCUUUUGUGAAAACGGUUAACGACACAGCAUUUAUUGCUAAGAAGUGCGAGAUGGUGCCCAUAGAGUGGGUUACUCGUCGCUUGGCCACUGGCUCGUUCCUCAAGCGACGACCCGGUGUGCCUGAAGGCUACCGCUUCAGUCCUCCCCUUCAGGAAACAUUCUUCAAGGAUGAUGCUAACCACGACCCUCAGUGGUCGGAGGAGCAAAUCGUGUCCGCACAGUUCAAAUUCAAUGGGGUUACUAUUGGCCAGGACGAAGUGGACAUCAUGCGUUGUAUGACGAUAACUGUGUUUGAGAUUCUGGAGAAAGCAUGGGCCUCGCGAGGCUGUACCCUUAUCGACAUGAAAAUUGAGUUUGGAAUCAACGCUGAAGGCGAGAUAAUGGUAUCGGACGUGAUCGACAGCGACUCGUGGAGGCUGUGGCCCUCUGGAGACAAGCGGCUCAUGAAAGACAAGCAGGUGUAUCGCAACUUGAAGACCGUGACGCAAGCGGACCUAGAAAUUGUCAAGACAAACUUCUUGUGGGUGGCGGAUCAGUUGGAGCACCUCAUACCACCAUGCACCAGCCUGGUGGUUAUCCUGAUGGGAUCACCAUCAGAUGAGGAACACUGCAGAAAGAUUGCAUUUCACCUGAAAGCACUGGGCAUCCCUUUUGAGCCCAGAGUUACAUCCGCGCAUAAAGGAACUGAAGCCACAUUGAAGAUAGCAGCAGAAUACGAAGGUACGGACCGGAAGGUGGUGUUCAUUGCGGUGGCUGGUCGCAGCAAUGGCUUAGGGCCAGUGCUGGCAGGAAACGUGACAUUCCCAGUGAUCAACGCUCCGCCUGUCAAGAGCGACAACGUGACACAAGAUGUCUGGUCAUCCCUCAACUUACCAUCAGGGCUGGGUUGCACUACAGUGGUGUUCCCAGAAGGAGCUGCUUUGGCCGCUGCCCACAUUCUCGCGCUCCACGACCACGUCAUUUGGGCUCAACUCAGAGUAAAAAAGCUCAACAGUUUCCUGUCGCUCAAGAAAGCUGAUAAGGCUGUCAAAAAAGUGUCUAUGUAAAAAUGGACGUGCAUAAGUGCCAACAUUUCAGCAGAUCUGUUUUUACACGUUUACUGAGCUCAAAAAUAUUUUUGAUAUUUUUGUAUGAUAUUUUUAUUGCAUUUAUAUUUUGCAUUCCUAGUUGAAAACCUCUGUGUGUUCAUUAUAUUUUGCUUGUUAAUGGUAUUGUAAUGAGCGCAACUGAUAAAAUUUUGUAAACCUG
Molecule: messenger RNA, 1847 nt
Organism: Bacillus rossius redtenbacheri
Lineage: Eukaryota; Metazoa; Arthropoda; Insecta; Phasmatodea; Bacillidae
Gene: Paics
Product: bifunctional phosphoribosylaminoimidazole carboxylase/phosphoribosylaminoimidazole succinocarboxamide synthetase
Exons: 8
Coding region: 368-1645 (425 amino acids)
Biological process (GO): 'de novo' IMP biosynthetic process
Cellular component (GO): cytosol
Molecular function (GO): phosphoribosylaminoimidazolesuccinocarboxamide synthase activity
Source: RefSeq, a predicted model, not a curated record